Molecule: messenger RNA, 1260 nt
Organism: Aspergillus glaucus CBS 516.65
Lineage: Eukaryota; Fungi; Ascomycota; Eurotiomycetes; Eurotiales; Aspergillaceae
Exons: 6
Coding region: 1-1260 (419 amino acids)
Cellular component (GO): cytosol
Molecular function (GO): deaminase activity
Source: RefSeq, a predicted model, not a curated record
AUGACCAAAGUUCUAAAAGAUGGCACCGCCUUGACUUUCGACGACAGCACCCAAUCAAUCCGCGUCCUCCCAAAGGCCUCAAUCAUAAUCGAAAAUGACCGCAUCGCAGCAAUCUCAGAAGACUCCGACUUCCCAAUCCCCCAAUAUGCAGAAAUAAUAAACGUCCACGGCAAAAUAGUGUUUUCCAGGUUUUACCAACACUCACAUCCACACAUGGCAGACAGCCAUAUGUCCCCCGCUACGGCGGCGUUUACACCGGAUGUUGUGUAUAUCAGUUCGUUGGAGGGGUAUAUUGAGGGACUGCAUGGAGGUGUUACGUCGUAUGUUGAGCAUGCGCAUAAUAAUUGGAAGGCGGACGUUGUUGAGCCGGGGUUCGAUGCGGCGGUGGAUAGCGGGGCGAGGGUGUGGUGGUGUUAUGAUGAAGGGUCACCGGUGCAGUUGGGUCUUUCGGUUGAUGGGUUGUCGGGUUUGUUUGGCAAUGAUCCAGAUGGUUAUUUGAAAUACAUGCGGGAGAUGAUUAGAAAGUUGAACAUCCGAGCCAUCGCUAUGCAUCAUCUGGGAGGUCCCUGGCCUGCCCGCAAAACCGCACCCUCGGACAUCGACCUCAGCGCCCUCCAAACCACCAACCUUCCUAUAAUCUACUCCCACGCCCCCUUCCUCACGGAAUCAGAUCAAAAAGGAACCCCCCCACCCCCCCGCGAGAACAACCAAUUCAUCUCAAUAACCCCCGAAUCAGAAUUCCACUUCGGCCACGGACAAACCACCGGCCAUCUAAUCAGCGACCAAGCAUCCCUAGGCCUCGACACAAACUGGACAUUCUCUGGGGACAUGCUCUCGCAAACCAGUCUCUGGUUGCAAAACGUUCGAUUAACUAAAUCCCAUCGCACCUUGGAAGCAGGGAAACUGCCAAGGACGAAUCCCUUCCCCGUGGAGGAGGCGGUCGGUGCUAAAGCUGAUUUGGUGGUGUUUAACGGCGACUCGCCGAAUAUGCUGGGAUGGAGUGAUCCCAUCGCGGCUGUGGUGUUGCAUGCGAAUCCAGGGGAUGUCGCGCAUGUGCUUGUUGAUGGAGAGUUCCGGAAACGGGACUUUAAGUUGGUGGAUAAGGUGCUCGCUUGGGGGAAGGUGCGAGAGAGGUUUUUGGAGGCUUCUAGACAUAUUCAAGAGCAGAUAAAGGAGCCGCCUCCUAUGCCGGAGAGGUUGUGGGGAGUGAGCGAGUUUGGAGAUGUGGAGAUGAUUGACAGCAUUGAGCUUAUUCAAUGA